UACUAUUUCCGGUAAUCAAGGGACAUAACCUAUAGAACAACCUGAUCUCAAAUUUCCAAAAAUUCCAUCCAUCGAAAUAUUAUUGAUUAUUUAAAGAAACGUUAAUACGCCGUUAUAUCACACAAGAAAAACAGUUUUCAAGUAGAAAGACAAAAGAACGUUAUUGUUGAACAGUCAAUGACAGAACUUGAUAGAGAAGCAAACUGUGAAUAUAAACAAUGGCUGACAAUGCUGGUGGUGCAAAUAUACCGGAGGAGCGUGCAGCAAUGCUACCAGAUGACAAAGCUAAAAAGGAUAAAAAAGAAGGAGGAGGAGGAAAGUACAUGAAAAAGACCACUCUGACCAUUCUGCUCGGGAUUCUGAAUGUCUUUUUGCUGGCCAUCUUGAUUUUCAUCAUUGCCUUUUUUGUAAAGGAUAAAUCCCAGAGAGUAAUUAUCAACCCUUCCAAGACAUUUUGUCUGCCUUGUGAUGAGAUUUCCAUCCAUCCUGAUGAUGAUCCAAUUAAUUUCAGACAAUUUUCUAAGAGAAAAGAAAAUGGAAAGGAGAUUUGUUGUGCAGAUGAGGGUCAAAACUUGGAUAAAUUAAUGGAAUUGUAUGUUGAAAGGAAACAUGCUAUGAAAGCAUCAGCAAUGAACACCCAGGAACUUCAGGCAGCAUGUGACAGUAAGGUGGAUGACUUUGAACCGAGAGUUAUGGCGAGGGUUGCUGGUAUAUCUGGUACAAGACCAAAUGGUGUCAACCAUAUUGUUGACUGGAAGACAACUGGUAAUGAAAGAGGUCUCUUCUUCAAAGAAAAUGUCACCUAUGAUGUCGCAAAGGAUGAGUUUGUCAUCAACAAACCAGGAUAUUAUUAUGUCUACUCCCAGGUCACACUGGAUUUCAGUGCUGCCACACAAGAUAAGACCAAAAGUCUUUGCCACUACCUGUACAAAACUCCUCCAAGAGGACAACCAGAUAAAUUAUUGGAAAACAGUCGCACUCGUUGUAAAUUCCAGGGUACCAGCACACAAUCAACAAGUUAUAUUGGAGCAGUCUUUAAUUUCAACAAGGAUGACAGAUUGAUGGUGAAAGUCAGUGACCCAAAUAUUCUUGAUGGAGCAGACUCAAAGAGUUAUUUUGGACUUCAUAUCAUUUAAACAUUUAUUUAAUUUCAAGAGGGGGGUUUUCAUCAAUUAUAUAUAAAAAAUAUGGAUUGACAAUCUUAGAGUUUCAUGCUUUUAAAAUUUUCAUUGUUUUUGGGAGAAGUAAGAACAUUUUUUCAUUAUUGUAAAGUUCUAAUUGACAAAAAUUGAGAUCAAUCACUGAAACAUAUUUUAAGUUGAGAAAGUUGUGACAAGUGAAUUACUUUGAACAUAAGAAUUUAAAGGACUGUUUUUAUCACUUCAGUAAUAAUCAGUGCCAUAUUUAGAUUUUGUGUUUGUGUUGAUUAGAGUUUUCUUUUUUCAAUAGUUUUGGUUGUAACAUUCCUUAUAACAUUUUUUAUGAUCAGAAGGUAUAUUUCCUGUUUAAAUAAAUCUGUUUCAACUUUUCUCAUCAUUUAUUUGAUUCCUGACAACAUGAAAUAUGGGAAGAAAAAGUAUGAUAAUUGAAAAUCCCAUUUCUUUUUAAAUCGGAUUUUUGUGAACAUCCUCUUUGGGAAAUAAUUAUUUCUAUAAUUUAUUAUACAUUUUUCAUUUUUUUUACUGCGUCCAUCUACAUCCAAUAUAUUUUUAUGGAGCCCUCAAACCCCACUUUUAUUUUUAAUCCAAGGCCUGCUACUGCAAAUUACCUUACUAAAAUAUAAUUUGUCUAAUUUUGUUCUGAGCUAAAAGAGAGGCGAAAGAUACCAAAGAUACCAUAAAACUACACAACACUAUUGAUACCAUAAAACUACACAACACUAUUGAAUACACUUAAUGAUUGUGCAACUCCAAGCAAGAUCGCAUCAGUUGUUACUGUAUUUAAACAGGAAAUACAAACAAAAUGUGUGACAUUGUAUAUAUUUAAUGCCCUACUAACUUGUUUUGCUUUGAUUGUUAAUGUACUAGCAUACAAUAAAUAGCUUUAUGUAACUUUUAUUAUCAUAUUUACUUAUUGUACUCAAUAUAAUUUAGGUUACACCUAUUAACUUAUAUUUUUUUUAAAUGAUACCAUUUUCGAUUUAAGACAGCUCAAGAUAUGUGCUGAGAAAAUAAAAAAUUAUUUUUUUUUUAGUUUUCACACCAUAGUGCUAGCAGAUUUCUUUUCGAUACAAACACCAUUUAUUGUGUUAGUGAAAAAAAAGUCAAGAAAAAAUAUGCAAUCACACUCGUAUUGUUGUUCCUUUAAUGUUUUAACACAACUGUAUUAAAACUCAAAUAAUAAACUAAAUUGAGAUGUUGUGUAUACAUUGGAAAGAGAGAGUAUAUAACCCAUUAUUUUUUAAAUGAUUUCUUACCAAUUUCUACCAUAUUGGUGAAGGACAUGCUGCACAACUUGUAAUUUGUUGAUUUUAUAGUUUUAUAGAGAAUUAAUCACCCAAAAAAAUGUUUGUAUGUUGUUAUAUAUUUUAAACUAUGUAUAUCAUUUUUUCUUUAUUGUUGGUUAGCAAAGCAUUCCUAACUUCUAAGGGCAGUUUAUACUACCUCUAAAAAAAUUAAAAUUAAAUAAAAUGAACAAAAUAACAUGCAUAGACAUGGGGAUUAAUAAGUUUUUAUAUACCUUAACAUUAAUGAUGAUGUCCUGCCUUUAAUUGAAUUUGAUAUUCAGUUGCUAAGAAAUAAAA
Messenger RNA from Mytilus californianus (California mussel), 2743 nucleotides. RefSeq names its product tumor necrosis factor ligand superfamily member 6-like. The record is from RefSeq and is a predicted model, not a curated record. The transcript is spliced from 6 exons. Gene Ontology annotation, molecular function: tumor necrosis factor receptor binding. Lineage: Eukaryota; Metazoa; Mollusca; Bivalvia; Mytilida; Mytilidae. Gene Ontology annotation, biological process: immune response. Gene Ontology annotation, cellular component: membrane. The coding region runs from base 219 to 1136 and encodes 305 amino acids.